Molecule: messenger RNA, 1730 nt
Organism: Prosopis cineraria
Lineage: Eukaryota; Viridiplantae; Streptophyta; Magnoliopsida; Fabales; Fabaceae
Product: methylthioribose kinase-like
Exons: 6
Coding region: 327-1580 (417 amino acids)
Molecular function (GO): S-methyl-5-thioribose kinase activity
Source: RefSeq, a predicted model, not a curated record
UCUCGGAAGUGCCUGGCGCAUUCAUCGUAGUCGACAAUUCAAUGUCACGUCCAGGUUCAUUGCAUCUCCAAUUUUCCCUCUCCAGUCUCUUGACUGUUUUUCUUUUUCUUCUUUUCUAUGAUACGGCUCCCAGCAGGUUCCUAGUAUUCUAAUUCACUGAACCCACUCCGAUCCCUUUUGAUAAUCACUAUAGAUGCCAUUUUGAUUUUCACGCAAUCUUUGCUCUCUACUCUCACGGAUAGUCCCACUUCUCAAAACCCUACUACUGCUACCACAACAAUCGUUGAUCGCCGAGCUGGAAUCAUCGACCACAGUCGUUGCUAAUAAUGGCUUUUACGGAGUUUCGUCCGCUGGAUGAGAAGUCGCUGAUUGAUUACAUAAAGGCUACCCCUUCUCUGUCUUCCAAGCUGGGGAAUAAGUUCGAUGAUUUAACCAUUAAAGAAGUCGGAGAUGGCAACCUCAACUUCGUCUACAUUGUCUUCAACUCUUCCGGGUCUUUUGUCAUCAAGCAAGCUCUCCCAUAUAUUCGCUGCAUAGGCGAAUCAUGGCCUAUGACGAAGGAACGAGCAUAUUUCGAGGCACAGGCUCUUAAAGAACAUGGUCGCUUUUGCCCCGAGCAUACCCCGGAAGUUUAUCAUUUUGACCGUACCAUGUCUGUACUCAGCAUGCGUUACAUAGAGCCUCCACACAUAAUCCUGAGAAAAGGGUUGAUUGCUGGAAUUGAGUAUCCAGUACUCGCAGAACAUGUUUCAGAUUACAUGGCAAACACGUUGUUUUUUACAUCUCUACUUUUUCGAACCACUACUGAGCACAAGAGAGAUGUUGCCGAAUUUUGUGGGAAUGUGGAGCUAUGCAGGCUUACUGAGCAGGUUGUUUUUUCUGAUCCUUAUAAAAUCUCUCAAUAUAAUCGUUGGACUGCCCCUUAUCUUGAUUGUGAUGCCGAGGCUGUUCGAGAAGACAAUCUUUUGAAGGUUGAAGUUGCUGAGCUGAAAUCCAAGUUCUGUGAGAGGGCCCAGGCACUAAUACAUGGAGAUCUACACACUGGUUCUGUCAUGGUUACGCCUGAAUCAACACAAGUUAUUGAUCCAGAAUUUGCAUUUUAUGGACCAAUGGGAUUUGACAUUGGAGCAUUCUUAGGAAACUUGAUUUUGGCAUUCUUUGCUCAAGAUGGACAUGCUGAUCAAGUGACUGAUAGAAAAGCAUAUAAGGAGUGGCUUCUUAAGACAAUUGAAGAAACUUGGGAUCUUUUUCACAAUAAAUUCAUUGCUCUAUGGGACAAGCAUAAAAAUGGUCCUGGUGAGGCAUAUCUUCCUGCAAUCUAUGAGAAUCCUGAGGUUCAGCUGCUUGCACAGAAGAGAUACAUGAUGGAUUUGUUUCACGAUUCUCUAGGAUUUGGUGCUGCUAAAAUGAUAAGGAGAAUUGUUGGUGUGGCACAUGUGGAGGAUUUUGAAUCAAUUAGUGAUGCUAGUAAACGAGCUACGUGUGAACGCCAGGCACUCAAUUUAGCGAAGUUGAUUCUCAAGGAAAGGAGGAAGUUUGAAGGAAUUACUGAAGUUAUUUCAGCAAUUCGGCAGUUUUAGUCACGGUCAGCAGUAAGGUUUUUGCUAUCUGUACUUCAAUGGAAUAUUGAGUCUCCCUAUAAUCAAAUCUCUCACGAACCGCAUGAUAUUGUUGUCGUCAAUAUUAGAUACAAGAGAAUAAUUUUGUACUCAAUAGUAGUAUCUUUUCAA